GCACUAUAUAGGAUGUGUGUAUAGUUAUAGAUGGAAGCCUUUGGAAUCGAACAUCUUGAAACCAACAUUGCAAUUGACCCAGGUCCUAGCAUACCAGACGGUUAUGCCGAUUUGUAUUAUGGUACCUGUGGCUUUAGAGCGUCUGUAGAAACACCGCAAAACCACCUCGAUCAUGUAGUUUAUCGAUGUGGUAUACUAUUGGCUCUGAUGCCAUUCUUAAGAGGUCCAAAUAGACCAUCUUCCCAGGCUAUAUCGGAAGAGAGACCUGUCCAUGCACAUGAUGACACGUCGGGCGUUGAGGACAAUUUAAAUCGCACUGUAUCCGCAGGAGUAGUAAUCACUGCCAGCCACAAUGGCCCAGAGGACAACGGGAUCAAGAUACUGGAAAACAACGGUAACCUGUUGGACCCAUUCUGGGAAAAUAAAUUAACGCAGUUUAUUAACUGGCGCGAUGACAUCGGUAAAUAUCUGAGCAACAUGUUACGUUCACAUGCUAUAGAAUAUAUAUCAACCAAGCAAAUAUAUAAGAUAUUUAUAGGCUGUGAUACACGGGAUUCCGGUCCACAUCUUUGUCAUAUGCUAGAUAAAGGUAUCAAGGCGGCUGCAGAAGCAUUCAUGUUAAAAGGUGUUAUUUCCAUAAAUCUGGGAGUAGUCACGACGCCGACAGUCAGCUACAUCCUGCACAAUAACCUAAAUGGAGCAACUGACGACACGCAGUAUGUCGAGGCGUUAAAAGAAGCAUUCAUCGGAGCUGUGUAUGCGCUACAGUCUUUGGGAUGCGUGACCAAGCAUGAUGGCCUUACUAAAAUGAGGCCUCUUUGCUACGACUGUGCAUAUGGUGUUGGCGCCUAUGUUAUCGUCAGGUUCUUUCACUGCCUUGAACUGUUAGGGAUCGAUGCGAGUGUUUGCAACAACCCAGAGACUGACCCAAUUAACGCACAGAAACUGCUGAACGAUCGCUGUGGAGCGCAUUACGUCGUGAGCGCAAUGAAGCCACCUAGAUCCGUUGAAUUGUCGGAAGGGCAAUGGUGUGCUUCAUUCGAUGGAGACGCGGAUAGGCUUGUAUAUUUCACCCCAAAGGACAAUUCUGUGUUAUUAAUCGAUGGUACAAGGCUUUUGGUACUAACAGUGAAGUUCAUGAAGCUACUGAUGGACUUGUCGCAACCCGAUGAAAGGCAACCUAUAAGUAUAGGAAUCUUAGUUAACAGAUAUGCGAAUGGCGCCGCAGUGCAAUAUAUAGAAUCUAUGGUCGCACAAUGGAAUUCACCAUCUUCCCGAAUAAUUUGGGAACUACAGUUCUGCAAUGUUGGUGUAAAGCACUUUCAGGCAAAAGCACUGGAUUACGAUAUUGCCAUUUUCUAUGAAUCUAACGGCCAUGGCAAUGUUAUUUUUAAUAAGACUCACCGUUAUCUGGGUGAUGCAGACCUAAUGGAAAAGGUAUCGUACAUAUUCAGGAAUCCCAUUGGGGAUGCAGUGGCUAAUACACUGUUUGUGGAAUUGGCCUUGUAUACCUUGGGGUUAACAUACAAUGAUGUCCUAGGAUUCUACAAUGAUUUACCAUGUGUAAACGAUACUGUAAAUGUGCCUCAGCACAAGCUGCAGUAUUUUAGAAGUUGCUCGGAGAAUGACACAAUACUACUAGAGCCUCGGGAGCUGCAGGAUCUUGUGGAAGAAUCAACUUCGAGGUACAAUGGCGCCAGAGCGUUUAUCAGGCCAUCGGGGACGGAGCCGAAAUGCAGAAUAUAUGCAGAAGCUCCCACCAUGGAAGAGGCUCUCCUAUUGGUGGAUGAAAUCAAAACGCAUAUCCAGCGGUUUCUGUGAUUGUUACAAGUAUGACAUGUCAUCCACCGA
Babesia bovis T2Bo is the source of this 1851-nucleotide messenger RNA. RefSeq names its product putative phosphoacetylglucosamine mutase. Gene Ontology annotation, biological process: UDP-N-acetylglucosamine biosynthetic process; carbohydrate metabolic process. The record is from RefSeq and is a predicted model, not a curated record. The coding region runs from base 31 to 1821 and encodes 596 amino acids. Lineage: Eukaryota; Apicomplexa; Aconoidasida; Piroplasmida; Babesiidae. The transcript has a single exon. Gene Ontology annotation, molecular function: phosphoacetylglucosamine mutase activity.